Messenger RNA from Anolis carolinensis (green anole), 3458 nucleotides. It is a transcript of the gene aldh18a1, whose product is annotated as aldehyde dehydrogenase 18 family member A1. Lineage: Eukaryota; Metazoa; Chordata; Lepidosauria; Squamata; Anolidae. The record is from RefSeq and is a predicted model, not a curated record. Gene Ontology annotation, cellular component: mitochondrion; cytoplasm. The transcript is spliced from 18 exons. Gene Ontology annotation, molecular function: glutamate-5-semialdehyde dehydrogenase (NADP+) activity; ATP binding; glutamate 5-kinase activity. The coding region runs from base 166 to 2583 and encodes 805 amino acids.
CGAAGCCGAUUGAGGGAGGGACAAAAUGGCGGGGCGUGGCGGGGCGGCGCCAUUUGUCGGAAGUCUUUCUAUUGACACAAACUCCGGCGCCCGCUCGGAGUCGCGGAGGCUGAAGACGCUGGGUUUUCCUUCAGAGCGAAUAUUGAAAACAUCAGGCCAUUCACAAUGCUGUACCGUGCUUCUCUUCUUCCUUCUCUACGUUCCUCAGGACGAUUCUGGCGGCAAUCUGAUGUAGCUGGCUCCCACCCCUGUCUUCUGGCUCCUAACCUGGUCUUGAGGAAUACGUGCGCCCGAGGUUGGAGUAACAUACCUUUUAUCACAGUGCCUCUCAGCCGAACCCAUGGCAAGUCAUUUGCGCACCGCAGCGAACUGAAGCAUGCCAAGCGAAUUGCGGUGAAACUAGGGAGUGCUGUUGUGACUCGAGGAGAUGAAUGUGGCCUUGCCUUGGGGCGCCUGGCAUCCAUCGUUGAGCAGGUAUCGAUGCUACAAAACCAGGGCCGGGAAAUGAUGAUUGUUACCAGUGGGGCUGUAGCCUUUGGCAAACAGCGCCUCCGCCAUGAGAUCCUGCUCUCACAGAGUGUGAGGCAAGCUCUCCACUCGGGACAGAAUCAGCUUAAGGACAUGGCCAUCCCUGUGCUAGAGGCUCGAGCCUGUGCCGCGGCUGGUCAGAGUGGGUUGAUGGCACUAUAUGAAGCCAUGUUCACUCAGUACAGCAUCUGUGCUGCCCAGUUCUUUUCUUCUUUCCAGAUACUGGUCACCAAUUUGGAUUUUCAUGAUGAGCAGAAGCGUCGAAAUUUAAAUGGAACUUUACAUGAACUAUUAAGGAUGAACAUUGUUCCCAUCAUCAACACCAAUGAUGCUGUGGUUCCUCCCCCAGAACCAAACAGUGAUCUACAGGGGGUAAACGUAAUCAGUGUGAAGGACAACGAUAGCUUAGCAGCACGGCUAGCAGUGGAAAUGAAGACCGACCUGCUGAUCAUUCUUUCAGAUGUCGAGGGUCUCUUUGACAGCCCCCCUGGAUCAGAUGAUGCAAAGCUCAUUGACAUAUUUUACCCCGGAGAUCAGCAGUCCGUGACAUUUGGAAACAAAUCGCGAGUGGGAAUGGGUGGCAUGGAGGCCAAGGUGAAAGCAGCCUUGUGGGCUCUCCAAGGAGGUACCUCAGUAGUGAUUGCAAAUGGAACUCACCCUAAGAUCUCUGGCCAUGUCAUUACUGACAUUGUAGAAGGGAAAAAAGUUGGCACCUUCUUUUCAGAGGUGAAACCUGCAGGUCCAACAGUGGAGCAGCAAGCUGAAAUGGCUCGAGCAGGAGGCAGGAGUUUGGCAGCACUACAACCUGAACAGAGAGCAGAAAUCAUCUAUCAUCUUGCUGACCUUCUGACAGACCAGAGAGAAGAGAUUCUUCAAGCCAACAGAAAGGAUCUGGAAGAAGCCGAGAGCAAAGGAAGACUGGCUCUACCUCUGUUGAAGAGACUCAGUCUGUCAACUUCCAAGCUGAAUAGUUUGGCCAUUGGGUUACGUCAGAUUGCAGCGUCUUCACAGGACAGUGUUGGCCGGGUCCUCCGAAGAACACGAAUUGCAAAGGAUUUGGAGCUCGAGCAAGUGACUGUACCCAUCGGGGUCUUACUAGUAAUUUUCGAAUCUCGACCCGACUGUCUUCCCCAGGUAUCUGCAUUGGCUAUUGCUAGUGGAAAUGGUUUGUUGCUUAAAGGAGGAAAAGAGGCAUCAUAUAGUAAUCAACUCCUUCACCACUUGACUCAGGAAGCACUUUCUAUCCAUGGUGUGAAAGAUGCAGUGCAGCUGGUAAAUACCAGGGAAGAAGUGGAAGACCUUUGUCGUUUAGACAAGCUGAUAGAUCUGAUUAUCCCCCGUGGCUCAUCUCAGUUGGUACGGGAUAUCCAGAAAGCUGCUAAAGGAAUCCCAGUAAUGGGUCACAGUGAAGGGAUUUGUCAUGUGUAUGUGGAUCUUGAAGCCAGUGUUGAGAAGGUCACCAGAAUAGUGAGAGACUCAAAAUGUGAAUAUCCUGCAGCCUGCAAUGCACUGGAGACCUUGUUGAUACACCGGGAUUUGUUGAGAACCCCUGUGUUUGACCAGAUAAUUGACAUGCUGCGUGUGGAGCAGGUGAAAAUUCAUGCGGGCCCCAAAUUUGCCUCAUAUCUGACGUUUAGUCCCUCAGAGGUGAAAUCCCUCCGCACAGAAUAUGGGGACCUGGAGUGCUGUAUUGAAGUCGUGGACAGUGCGCAGGAUGCUGUUGAACACAUCCACAAGUAUGGGAGUUCCCAUACGGAUGUCAUCAUUACAGAAAAUGAGAAAACAGCUGAAUUCUUCCUUCAGCAUCUGGAUAGCGCCUGUGUGUUCUGGAACGCCAGCACCCGCUUCUCUGAUGGCUAUCGCUUUGGGCUAGGGGCUGAGGUUGGCAUCAGCACAUCGCGCAUCCAUGCCCGUGGGCCAGUGGGAAUCGAGGGGCUGUUGACGACCAAAUGGUUGCUAAGAGGGCAGAACCACAUCGUUUCUGAUUUCUCAGAGCAGGGAAGCAUGAAAUUCCUUCAUGAAAACCUUCCCAUUCCUCAGAGGAACACCAACUGAGCACUCAAGUGGAGAAUGGGAUGUUAAUGGACAACGCUAUGGUUUCAGAACCUAAUCUGGAUGGAUCUUCGCUUCCCAGAAUGCAGUGUUUUCUGCAAUAUAGGCUUUCUGAAAACUUUGGGGCCUGCUUAAAGUGGAGACUUGGAGGCUGUAUUUUGUGCUCAAGUUAUUUCUCCCACUCAAACAGCACCACAAUGGGGAUGGCAGGUACAGAUAAGGAUUUGUUUGCUCCUUCAGAAAAGAAAAGUCUCCAACUCUCCUCAUUUCACUCCAUGAAGUGGAUUGGUAGUGAACCUAUUUAUUGAUCUUAAUGUCUCUUUUUCCAUUCCAAAAAUUCCAGAUUUUCUUCUGAUACUUUUCUUACUUUGAGAAACUAGUGGGUAGAAUGAGUUUUCUCCUUCCUUUGGAGAUUAGAAAUCUCCAAAGGAAUUGCAAUGAAAGUGCUCUUCUGAUUUAUGUCUUAUUUAAAAUAUUACACCACUUUAAUAAAUAUUCCAAGUUAAUUAAAGCAAGGCUUCUCGUGGCCAGUUACUAAUUGAUUGGGAAUAAGAGGGGAAGAGAAUCAUAGUUGAAUAAAUUGUUUUCAUGAUUCAAAGACAUAGCUGAGUUUGUUUGGCAUAUGAGUUUGCAAAUUAGAAAUACAUCUGAGGAAGUAGGCUUUUUCUGUGAAAGCUUAUGCUACCAUGUUUUUUUCUCUCAGUCUCAGAGUUGCUACGUGAUCCCUUUACACAUUGUUUUCUUGAUGACCCUUUUAUGACUAUUUGUACUAAAUAUUUUUUGUUCAUGGAUUUUAUAUGGAAUUUUGUUUCUCUUGGGAGAGUGAAAAUAUUUUUCAAUUUUCUUGUUUUUUCAAAUAAAACUCACUUGCAAAAUCA